Molecule: messenger RNA, 1766 nt
Organism: Rubroshorea leprosula
Lineage: Eukaryota; Viridiplantae; Streptophyta; Magnoliopsida; Malvales; Dipterocarpaceae
Source: the annotation of a GenBank genome assembly
GGGUUUUACAGAUACGACAAAGAAAUGGUGAAACGACCUCCACGAUCAACGCCGCCGCCGCCGCCGCCGCAGCCGCCGAGACCUCCACUGCCCCUGCUGCUGCCUGUAAUGCCCGCUGCUUCACCUUACGUUGGUGAUUUGGACCCCGAGGUUACAGAGUCGGAACUCGGCGACAAGUUCGCUCUGAUCGCACCACUUCAUUCCGUUCGCGUUUGCCGCUCCAUCGUAACUGGCGAGUCUCUUUGCUACGGUUACGUCAACUUCUGGUCUCCUUCUGACGCAUCAAAGGCUAUGGCUUGUCUAAAUCACACGGACUUGAAGGGAAAAUCAAUGAGGAUAAUGUGGUCUCAGAAAGACCCUUCACUUAGAAAGAGUGGUGUUGCCAACCUUUUUGUGAAGAACCUUGACCCUUCUAUCAGCUCUGCCCAUCUACACAGCAUCUUCGGCAAAUUUGGGAUUGUACUUUCUUGCAAGGUGGCUGAAGAAAAUGGCAAGAGUAAGGGUUUUGGAUAUGUGCAGUUUGAUAAAGAGGAAGCGGCUAUGGCUGCCCAAACUACUCUACACGAUACCAUGCUUGAAGGGAAGAAGUUAUACGUGUCAAAAUUUGUAAAGGAUAGUGAGAGGAAAGCGGCUGCUGAAGUAAAUUUUACCAAUCUCUAUGUGAAUAAUCUGGCUGACAACAUGACAGAGGACAUCUUGAAAGAUACAUUUUCUAAUUUUGGAGAGGUCAGCAGUGUUCAGAUCAUGAAGGAUAAUGAGGGAAAUUCAAGAGGUUUUGGAUUUGUCUGUUUCUAUUCUCCAGAUGAUGCUAAGAAUGCUUUGGCAAACAUGAAUGGUGUACAACUGGGUUCAAAAACUUUGUUUGUUGGGAGGGCUCAAAAGAAAUCAGAAAGAACAAAGAUGUUGAAACAUGCACACAAGGACAUGUUUGACAGCCAUAUGGGGAAGUUGAAGGCUUCAAAUUUGUAUGUCAAGAACCUCAGUAACUCCAUUGAUGACCAAAAAUUGAAGGAGAUUUUUGUUACCCAUGGAACAAUAACCUCUGCAAGAGUGAUGCGAUAUGAUAAUGGGAUGAGUAAAGGAUUUGGCUUUGUCAGUUUCUCCACACCUGAAGAAGCAAAGGCUGCUUUGGAUGAACUUAAUGGAGCUGUUCAUGAAGAGGGAAGACCUUAUAUGGCAAUAGCUCAAUGUAAAGAAGAUCGCUUGAAAGAAGCACAAAACAAUAAGAAAAAGUUACAGAAUACCUCUACACUUCCCUUAAAUCCUUCUAGCAGUGGUAUUACUUAUGCUCAAUUCCAACCAUUAUGCUUCAGUUUACCUACCUGCCCUCCUUCAUAUGCUCCAGUGUACCAGUCAUUUGUGUCACAUUUGGUUGAAGUGUGGGUUUUCAGCAUCCUUCUGCAGGAAAGAAUUAUCAGCAAAACUUCUCUUCAUCUGUAAAGAUUCUGAUGAUUCAUCUGGGCAAUUCUGGAGACAGUGGUGGCUGGAAAUACAGACAGCAUUGCUUGACAUAUGCUAAGUCUGGUAUUCAUACCCAACAUUUGAACUGUGGUAAGUCUGAGAGUCUGAAAGUAAAUUUCACAAAGAAGAGGACCAAAAAGAGUAGAGGUUCAGAGAGUUCCACCAGAUACCAUCUUCACUAACAUUGCCUGGGAACUCCAAGAAAAACAUUGGGGAUCUUGGCUCCCAAAAUUCCUCAGUUUGAAGCCAAGAGGUACUUAUCCCACUUACUGGUAUAAUCAGCUCAAUAAAAAGAAGCUACUACU